GGGGCGGCUACACUGUAUCUAUUGUAUUGGAUUCCCCUGCCGCCCUCUCUUUUCUUUCCUUUUUCUUGGUAGUUUGCACAUUUCCACUGGAGGUUUAAAUCAGGGGAAGCAAAGCAUGGCUGACGAACAGGAGAUCAUGUGCAAACUUGAAAGUAUCAAAGAGAUCAGAAAUAAGACUCUGCAGAUGGAAAAGAUCAAGGCCCGCUUGAAGGCUGAAUUCGAAGCACUGGAGUCUGAGGAAAGGCACCUGAAGGAAUACAAGCAGGAAAUGGAUCUCUUGCUGCAGGAGAAGAUGGCCCAUGUAGAGGAAUUGCGUCUUAUACAUGCUGACAUCAAUGUCAUGGAGAACACUAUCAAACAGUCAGAGAAUGACCUCAACAAACUCUUGGAAUCCACCCGCCGUCUGCAUGAGGAAUACAAGCCUUUGAAGGAGCAUGUGGACGCCUUGAGGAUGACGCUGGGCUUGCAGAGGUUGCCGGACUUAUGCGAGGAGGAAGAGAAACUCUCCCUUGAUUACUUUGAAAAGCAGAAAGCGGAGUGGCAGACGGAACCACAGGAGCCUCCCAUCCCAGAAUCUUUGGCUGCUGCUGCAGCUGCAGCACAACAGCUGCAGGUGGCCAGGAAACAGGACACCCGGCAGACGGCAACCUUCAGACAACAGCCCCCACCUAUGAAGGCCUGCUUGUCGUGCCAUCAGCAAAUCCACCGGAACGCGCCUAUUUGCCCGCUGUGCAAAGCGAAAAGCCGGUCUCGGAAUCCCAAGAAGCCCAAGAGGAAGCAAGAUGAAUGAAAAUGGGGGGGACAGAGCACUUGCCAAGAAAACUUGUAAACCCACUAGAUACCCCCCCCCCUUUCUGGUCGAACUGUAAACGUUCAUUGGAACACAAUGUCGAGAGUGACUGAAGCUUUGUUUCUGUUUCAUGUAAUGUAAGCACAAUGUUUUUCCUUCGGUCCUGAUUCCCACCUAGUUUUUUUUAUCAAUUGUUUUACAGGCAGAUAAAAGCUGAGGGUGUAACAGUUCAGUUAUUCUGCCCUUUGAGUUCUGCAUCCCAGUAGAGAAUACAGUGAAUGUAGAAAGACAUUUUAUACAGAAUUAUACGUUUUUGCCAAAAUGCAUUUUCACCUUUUAGCAAAUCAAUCCAGCCCAAUUCUACCUGACUUGCCAAAAUGUCAUUGAUUUCAGUUCCCUGCCUGGUUUUACUACAAGUGUUAUUGUUGUGCUUGAGUUCUGUGCUGUCCGAUAGUCUGAAGAGCUCUGUGGUUCAUGUAUAUAUAACCUGUAUCCUCCAAUUUAAAUCCUUGCAGCAUUUUAAAAAAGGCACUCCCAGCGAAUCUCCAUUGGCUGGAAGGAGAGCUGCUGCAAGAUUGGCCACUCUCAGAUUCACCCCUCUCUUCCCAGAUCCCCCUCUCUCCUCCAUCUUCUGACUCACUUUACUCUAACUCCCUCCACCCCCCAUUGGCCAUAGGGAAUAAUGGAGAUCGGCAGUGGAUAGGGGCACCUUAUUUGGGAGAUCAUAACAUUGCCCCCCCAAGUCCAAUCUCCCUGAAACUUGGUUGGUCGUGAGAGUAGGGUUAGGAGAUGGUCCUCUGCAAAUUUGGUGCAUUUCACUUGCAAAAUGCCACCCCAAGCCACCUAGAAAGCCCCACUAGUCACGAAAGCUCUUUCCUCUUGCCGUUCCUUAGGAACGGAAGCACUUUCCACUUGCAGUUGUUUAGGAACGGCAAGGGAAAAACUGCUUCCACGCUACCCAAAGCUUAACAAAGCAUUCCAAAAUGCUUUGGUAAGCUUUGCUUCAGCAUUACCGAAUCACUUCAGCAACGCUGAGGCUGAUUCAGGAAUGCCAAAACAUCCUGAAUUGGCCCUGGUUCGGGUUAAAAUCCUGGAUCCCAAACCCGAAGUGCACAUCCCUACUUAAUUCUGCCAUUUUGUGUAAUUGAUUCCACUUUUGCUAAUCACAGUGAGGUCCAAGGAGCUUUGAAGGGUAUUGAAGCUACAUCUCCUGAUGACUGGAAAUCUUCCAGAACUACACAUCUGUCCUUUGAGAUUUCAGCUGGCUUUGCCCACCCAAUUUUAAGCAUAGCACUGAUCUGGUAUAGCAUGUCAGGCUAAGACAGGAGAGACCUGGGUUCAAUUCCCAGCACAAUCAUGACCACUGAUCUUCUUGGGCCAUUUAGCAUCUCGGCAGAACUUCACAGUGUCAUUGUGAUGACAAAACAGUGGAUGGGAAAGCCAUGUAUUCUGCCCUGAGCAACUUGGACAAAGCAUAAGAUUAAAAAUAAUUUAUAUUCAUAAUACACAGAAUCUUUAUAGCUCUUUCAGUAUUUCAUCCACAUGAUCUUGUAAUUUUUAAGUAGGCCAGUAUUAUCUCCAUAUUGCAAAUUGUGGAUGGAGACUGAGAAAGAGCCUAAGGCCAGCUAGGGAGGCCAUGCCAGAGGCGAGGUGGAUCACAAUUCAUUCUUAGCCACAGCUUCACCAGUGUCUUGCAAUUUAUCUUUGCAGCCAUAACAGCUAGAAACCUGCUUUUUUAAAGAAGGAAACCUGAGUUUCUCAGGAAGCUUAAUCCUUCACCUGUAGUAUAGAUCCUAGGAGCCCCGUGGUGCAGAGUGGUAAGCUGCAAUACAGCAGCCCAAGCUCUGCUCACGACCUGAGACAUCCCCCCAUGGGUCAGUAAUGACUUAAUGCUUGCACAGGGGACUACCUUUACCUUAGUAUAGAUCCUGUGGAGUUUCUGUGCUCUGCUCAGGAAUGGCUGCAUGUGUCCAGCUAUGACUUGUCUGAUGCCAAGGGGGGAAGCAUCUUUAUAGUAUGUAAGGGUUAUUUUUUCCCGUUAGUACUCCGGUGUGAUUAAAAGUGUUUGCUGCUUUCAUACAUGGGCAGGAAUACAUAGGAAUCAGCCCUUUGAGAUGUUUAGUAUGCCUCAGUCUUUAAAAGCAAUGGAAGCAAUUGCUGACCCCACAUCAGCUUUGGAAAAGGAUGUGAGAAGGAAGAGCAUGUGAGACAAUACUGUAUCAUUAGAUUAGUGUUUAAAUGUAAACAUUGGGCAUAAGUUAUUUCUUUAUUGCUCCUGAGAUAUUGGUCCCCUUAAAAAGGCAGUGUAUUUAAAAACCUGCUUUUAUUUUCCUUUCAUAAGUGGUCAGUGCUGUUGACCAGAUUGUGGUAUAGAAGGAGGAACAUGGACUUAGCUACAAAGGUCCCUGAAUAGACUUGGAAAAGUUAGUAUUUUUCAGUCUAAUCUACUUUACAGGGGUGGUUUUGAAGAUAAACUGGGAUAAUCCUCAUGGAUGCUCUGUUGAACUCCUUGAAGGGCACAAAACAAGACAGAUACAUGUUUUGUUUUGCAGUUCUCCAGAUGGAGGUGUUUGUGCGAAUUUACUCAUGCAUCUGGGCGUAUGCAUGUAACCAGCUCCAAAAGGGUUUGGCAGAUCCUGUUUUUAAUUAGACCUGAUAUUACUCCGUUCAGACUACUAGGUUAUAAAGAGCCUGGCCCAGGGUCCAACAUGCAGUCUCAACUGGUUAUUGGGCCAUGCUAUACAUUCAGGGAUGGCUGCAGUGUGGUGUGCAAUUUGAUUAUAUCAGCCCAUCUCGCCGCUCAUGGGCAGAGAUCUUCAGUACUAGUAGCAAUGUAUAUCAGUGAAGCUCCAAUCUCCACAGAUUGCUCACAACCUCUAGCUGUGAAUGGCAGAGCUCACUGUGGUUCCAAGGGGAUUUCCAAACCAACCCAGACCUACCAGCAGCUUCUGGUUCACUUUAGGUUCUGUCACAACAUGAUCCUGAAUCCACUCCUGAUACUGGAAUUUAAGUUGGAUUUCAAGGGCACCUUUAGCUUUAGUGUCGACUAUAUUUUAGAUGGAUCCUUUGGAGUGGGAAAUUGCUUUGGCUUGUCUAAGUUCCAAUUCAAACUCCUGAAAUGUCCUUUUUAAUACAAUGUUUGUUUUAAGGCCCCCACCCAUGCUAGUUUUUAAUGUGCUUUUUGUGCUCAGUAUGUGUCUGUCUUUUUGAGGAUUUAAUAUGUACAUAUACCCUCUUUUAAACAAGGUUGUCAGUAAAGUUUA
Eublepharis macularius is the source of this 4053-nucleotide messenger RNA. It is a transcript of the gene ZC4H2, whose product is annotated as zinc finger C4H2-type containing. The record is from RefSeq and is a predicted model, not a curated record. Gene Ontology annotation, cellular component: nucleus. NCBI's taxonomy places the organism in Eukaryota, Metazoa, Chordata, Lepidosauria, Squamata, Eublepharidae. The coding region runs from base 116 to 790 and encodes 224 amino acids. Gene Ontology annotation, biological process: positive regulation of neuron differentiation. The transcript is spliced from 5 exons.